CCAUAACUAGCAGUUAGAGCGGUUCUAAGUAUGUUUUGUUAGAAAUAAUAGUUAAUUCAUUAUAGUGGUUUUUAUGAUUGACGACGAUAUGGAUGAUUACGCGAGAAGCAUGGGCAUUCGAUUUGUGGAUGGAUUUACUGUCAAAGAAGCAUUAGAUAUGAUUUUUGAAGUUGAGGAAAGAAAUGAAAACGACGACAACCCAAUAAGAGCAGUGUUUAUAUCUCCACCUGAGGCAACUGUUCUUACGGAUGAAGAUUCUGGAGAUGAAGUUGAGUGUGAAGCUGAUAAUUUGAAUGCGAGACUAUUAUUAUCAGAAGCAGAGGUUGUAAGAGCACAUCGAAUAGAAGAAGAAUUUGUUUGGGAGGAAAAUAAAAAAAGAACAUGGAUCGAAGGGGAAUUUGAAACUACAGUGGAAGAUAAUUUUCCAAGCCAGGUUCAUGAUUUUACAAACAAAUCUUCUUCAGAUAUUUUCGAAUUAUUUUUCAAUGAAGAAAUUAUUAAUUUUUUAACGAGUUCUUCAAACGAAUACGCGCAAUUUAUAAAUUAUGGAAAUCCUGCAAUAACUUCAGAAGAAAUUAAAGUUUUCGUGGCAAUAUUGAUUCUCAGCGGAUAUAAUAAAUUGCCAGGAAAGAGAUUUUAUUGGGAUAAAACUAACGGCAUGGGCAAUGAGCUAGUAACAAAUAGUAUGCGAAGAAAUCGAUUUGAACAAAUUUUACGAUUUUUUCAUUGCUGUGAUAACUCCAAUCCAAAUUUAAACGAUAAAAUGUGGAAAUUGCGACCCUUGGUGAAUAUGGUAAAAAAAACAUUCACAAACACUAUAUUCCUGAAAAAAAUUUGUCAUUUGAUGAAUGUAUGGUGAAAUAUUUCGGCAAACAUGGAUGCAAGCAAUACGUUCAUGGAAAACCGAUUAGGUUUGGUUACAACGUAUGGUGUUUGAACACUGUAGAUGGAUAUCUUGUGGACUUCGAAAUUUAUCAAGGAAAAAGCAUAUCUUCGAACGAAAGAUACGAAAAAUGCUUUGGGAAAGCUGCUGCUCCGUUACUCACGAUGCUGGAUUCUUUACCCAAGGACAAGCAGUUAUUGCCCUAUCAUUUAUAUUUUGAUAAUUUAUUCACCAGCCUGAAUUUAUUACGUUAUUUGAAAGAAAGAGGAUACCACGCAACGGGAACAAUACGAGAGAAUAGAAUUCCUAAAAAUAAUAUUCUACCUUCAAAUAAAGAAUUCAAAAAAAAUGAUAGAGGAGUUUAUCAGAGUGCAAUUUGCAAAGAAGAUGCAGUAAUUGUUGUAAAAUGGGCAGACAAUUCUAUUGUCUCAAUUGCUUCGAAUUGCUAUGGCGUUGAGCCACUUUCCACUGUCAAACGAUACUCUCGAGUACAUAAAAAAACUGUCCAAGUGUCACGACCUUAUGUAUUGAGAGAAUAUAAUAAAUACAUGGGUGGAACAGAUAGAAUGGACGAAAAUGUUGCCAAAUAUCGUAUAAACAUACGUAAUAAAAAAUGGUAUUGGCCCCUUUUAACGUGGCUAAUAGAUAUCUGUAUACAUAAUGCAUGGACGCUGCAACGAAAAUUUGGAAGUACUGAAAUUCCACAACUUCAAUUUCGAAGAGAAAUUGUACUGACUUAUCUCGGCCAAUAUGGAAAAGCAGCAAAAGGUGCAGGGAGACCUUCCUCCUCGAAAAGUUCCAUCAUGCAAAGGGUAUCCGAAGCAGUAAGAUCAGAUGGGAGAGAUCAUUUUGUAGCAAAAAUACCGGACAACAGAAAAUGGCGAUGUGCUGGUGGAAACUGCAAA
This is a messenger RNA of Onthophagus taurus, 1788 nucleotides long. The record is from RefSeq and is a predicted model, not a curated record. NCBI's taxonomy places the organism in Eukaryota, Metazoa, Arthropoda, Insecta, Coleoptera, Scarabaeidae.